AUGAAGAUAGGUUCACGUGUCGAAUUGUUCACUUUAUUCCACUGGACCACUGGACAACUAUCUCUUGCCGCCUCAUCUUUUCCACUCGCUGUUGCAGUUUUUGGAAGAUGCAGGACGUGGGUGAUGAGCGGGCCAGCUGCUGCCAAGCGGCUACGUAAUGGAUGUACCUCAGCCCACAUUCAGAGGUAUCUAUCUUCCCCAACACAAACUGGCAGGAUGAGGAGCGGGAUAACAGUACCUGCGGAACUAAGCCUGUAA
This is a messenger RNA of Colletotrichum abscissum, 258 nucleotides long. RefSeq lists its product as uncharacterized. NCBI's taxonomy places the organism in Eukaryota, Fungi, Ascomycota, Sordariomycetes, Glomerellales, Glomerellaceae. The transcript has a single exon. The coding region runs from base 1 to 258 and encodes 85 amino acids. The record is from RefSeq and is a predicted model, not a curated record.